This is a messenger RNA of Branchiostoma belcheri (Belcher's lancelet), 2545 nucleotides long. Its product is annotated as SET domain-containing protein 4-like. Lineage: Eukaryota; Metazoa; Chordata; Leptocardii; Amphioxiformes; Branchiostomatidae. The record is from RefSeq and is a predicted model, not a curated record. Gene Ontology annotation, biological process: peptidyl-lysine trimethylation; peptidyl-lysine monomethylation; peptidyl-lysine dimethylation. The transcript is spliced from 11 exons. Bases 63 to 1418 code for a protein of 451 amino acids. Gene Ontology annotation, molecular function: histone H3K4 methyltransferase activity; histone H3K36 methyltransferase activity; transcription coactivator activity.
GAAGACCAUAUAUCAACGACACAGGAAGACUUCUCGUAGCAAACUUCUCCUACAAGGCUACCAUGGUUGUUAGGCGUGGCCGCACAUGGAGACGGCGACGACGUAGAAAAGACGAAAACAGACCAGUGUCUAUUGCACACGAGGAGUCUUUCGUUCGCUUCUUCCAGUGGCUACACAGAAAUGGCUGCAGAAAUGUGCCGCUGAAACCCGCCGUCUUUCCCGACACUGGUCGGGGAAUGAUGGCGACAAAAGCUUUAAAGCACGGAGAACUUAUUCUGGCGAUCCCAAAGAGACUUCUCAUUACUAUUGAGGCCAUCAUGGACUCCUAUCUCGCACCUUAUAUUGAACGGGCUGAUCCUCGGCUAACCCCCACACAGGCCCUCGCAGUUUUCCUCAUCUGCGAAAAACACAGGCGGGAAAAAUCCUACUGGCGACCUUACAUCGACAUCCUACCCGACGAGUACUCGUGCCCAGCGUACUUCACCGAAGACGACUUCCGACUUUUGCCGAACUCCCUCCGAGGAAGGGCGAAGGCGAAGAAGUACGAGUGUCACAAAGUGUACAAAGAGCUCACGCCGUUCUUCGAGUCACUUGCAGAUCUGUUUUCUGACCGAGAGGACGUUUUCAACUUCCAAAAUUUCAAGUGGGCGUGGUCAGCGAUCAAGACGCGGGCUUUGGACGUGCCCAUUGGACGGGAAACUGGCGCUCAUCUCCGAGACACAGACACCCCCACCCCCACCAUGUUUCCAUUGGUAGACUCCAUCAAUCAUUCAGCGCAAGCGAAGAUCCGACAUCGCUACAACGACAAGAGCCAGUUCCUGGAGAGCCGUACGGAGUCGGUGUACAGGAGGCACGCCGAGGUCAUGAACAGUUACGGGCGGGCAGACAACGACAACCUCCUGCUGGAGUUCGGCUUCGUCGUCCCCGGCAACCCCGCGGACACCGUCACGUUCAACCUGGUUCAGGACGUUCUGGAGUAUCUACAACCUGAAAACAACGCGAUGUUGGAGAGGAAGAUCAUGUUUCUGGCGCGAAACAAUCUCAUCAGCGACCUGACCUGUGGUGUUACUGGCGUGUCCCCACAAAUGCUGACUGUGUUGAUGGUGUUUCUGUGCAAACAGGACGACGAGGAUGUCUGGGAGGAUCUGAGAACAGGGCAGUUUGAAGCGGACGGAGCUCUGGACGUCCGUGCACGGAAAGUAGCUGGUCAACUUCUGUCUCUACGACUCCAGACAUAUCCUACUACCAUACAGGAAGACGAGGAAAUGUUAAAGGAAGUGACGUCAGCAUGUGGGCGCCUCGCGGUGUAUUGUGGGAUAGAGAGGAAGAAGCUGAUAGAAAAUGGUUUGAAAAUGCUGCAGCACAGCUCCAAGGUCGCCAUUGCCAAGGGCGUCCUCAGAAAACUCUUCUCUCGAUAGGAACGUUAGCCGUCAGAAUCGGUUUUAAGAAUGGCAAUAUUAAAGCGAUAUUAUGUAAGAAUUUUGGACCAAAACUGUAAACAUACAUAAUUGAAAUUUUAUCAUCUAGAUUUUCAUUUUCAAUAACGUUUAACAUAUUAGCAUUGCUUUGUCGCUUUUCCAGCGACUCAGUGCAGCGCCAGAAUAAGUUGCGCCAGGCCCGCUGUAUUUUUAGGAGGCACCUAAAAAGAAUGUAAACAAACAGCGCUUUUUGCUCGAGUAUCUUCGGCAGCUUCAAACACGUUUUUGCGGCGCAAUGAACUUGAUCUUUUACUUCUCAAAUGGCAUUAUGAACCCAGGUAGGCUUAUAGCACAAGAAAAUGUGUAAAACAACGAUGUUUAAAAUAGUGAAAAUCUUGCAUAAUAUCGCUUUAAACAAAACAUCAGAUGAGGAGCCUACUAUGUAGUGUGCCUUUUUUGUUGAUAGACUUGAUCUUAACAAGGAGGUUAUAGCAAUAAUGAAAUGAAAUGUUGCAUAGUUAUGUAACUAAUUCUGAAAUUUCAAUAGCAUUUUAAUUGUCUGGUGCCAUAAAAGUGUGCAAUUAACUACCUCACGAUUUUUAUCAUGGUUGUUUAAUCACAAUUACAUCUAUUAUGAAACUUUCACAAUGAAAGAUUUUAGAAGUUUUGAUAGAACUGUGUUCUACAUUUUAGCAAUAAAGAUUUUACUCAUAUGAGCAGUCUAAAUGGUUAUCUAACUAAUGCUGAAAUUUCAAUACUAUAGCAUUUUAUUGUCUGGUGCCAUAUAAGUGUGCAAUCAACUAUUAAUACCUCACGAUUUUUAUCAUGGUUGUUUCAUCGUAUCUACAUUGUAUUAUGAAACUUUCACAUUGAAAGAUUUUAGAAGUUUUGAUAGAACUGUGUUCUACAUUUUAGCAAUAAAGAUUUUACUCAUAUCAUAAUUCUGAAAUUUCAAUACUAUAGCAUAUAAUUGUCUGGUGCCAUCAAAUUGUGCAAUCAACUACCUCACGAUUUUUAUCAUGGUUGUUUAAUCACAAUUGCAUCUAUUAUGAAACUUUCACAUUGAAAGAUUUUAGAAGUUUUGAUAGAACUGUGUUCUACAUUUUAGCAAUAAAGUUUUUACUCAU